Frieseomelitta varia is the source of this 756-nucleotide messenger RNA. RefSeq names its product probable trafficking protein particle complex subunit 2 (gene Trs20). Gene Ontology annotation, cellular component: nucleus; cytoplasm; TRAPP complex. The transcript is spliced from 3 exons. Gene Ontology annotation, biological process: endoplasmic reticulum to Golgi vesicle-mediated transport. Bases 250 to 672 code for a protein of 140 amino acids. Lineage: Eukaryota; Metazoa; Arthropoda; Insecta; Hymenoptera; Apidae. The record is from RefSeq and is a predicted model, not a curated record.
UUUAGUUAACAUCACGUGACUGGUUAUGUGUAGAUAACAUUGAAUAGAUUUCUUACUGGAGAAUACAAAUUUGAUUUUCAUACUGCUAUGAAAAUUAUUUAUAUAAAAUAUUGUACUUAUCAGAUCCAGAACAGUUUUUCUUACAUUAAUAUCGUAUACAUAUAUACUUUUAGUACUUACGUGACAGUGAAGAAGUGUCAAUGUAUGAAAAUGAAGUUUUAAUUGAAAUAUGUCAAAACAGUUAACAAAAUGACAGCUAACUAUUAUUUCGCAAUCGUCGGACAUGCUGAUAAUCCUUUAUUUGAAAUUGAAUUCAACAAUUCUGGGAAAGACUCGAAGAAAGAAGAUUAUACACAUUUAAACCAAUUCAUUGCACAUGCUGCUCUAGAUCUUGUAGAUGAACAUACUUGGAAAACAACAAAUAUGCAUUUAAAAGUCGUAGAUAAGUUUAAUCAAUGGUUUGUGAGUGCAUUUGUUACUGCAACUCAUAUCCGAUUUGUUAUGGUACAUGAUAGUAAAAAUGAAGAUGGUAUAAAAAAUUUCUUUAAUGAAAUGUAUGAAAUGUACAUAAAGUACUCUAUGAAUCCAUUUUAUAAAUUAAAUACACCUAUUAAAUCUAUUGGCUUUGAGAAAAAGGCACAAUUAUAUGGCAGAAAAUAUUUAUCUUCAUAAAUUGUUUAAUACUUCAAAGCUGUUCAUUAUAUAGAAAGAAAGUGGAAAACACAAUGCAGUUAAUAAAAUGCAAAUAAUUUUGAA